CAAAACAGCUGUUAGGUUUUUAUGAGUCUAUUAUCAAUGACUGCAUUUCUGUUUUAGGACAUCCUGAGUGUACAUUUUCUUUUAUAGCACUUGGGUCCAUAUCCCGAAAAGAGGUCACUGCUUAUUCCGAUAUUGAGUGGGCAAUAUUGUACGAUCCUUUAGAUAAAGACCCUGAUUAUGUCAAAACACAAUUGCGCAUGAUAGCUUAUUAUAUGCACUUAAAGGUGCUAAACCUUGGGGAAACAUUGUUAAACUGCUUAGACAUACCUGUUCUAACAGAUUAUAACAAUCACCUUCCACAUGACAUGAAAUUGAAAGAAAAUGACUUUUAUGAUGAAGCAACCCCAAGAGGAGUCUCUUUUGAUGGAGCACAACCCUAUGCUAGCAAGACAGCUAUUGGCAGGAAAUCAGGAGAGGAUCCCGAUAAACCUCCCGAACUUGAACUUAUCAUGACUGUUAAAGAAAUGAGCAAGUAUCAAUUUACAGAUAAAUCACUGAAAGAGGGUUAUCACCUCAGUGAUGUUCUAAUGACUUCAACUCUAAUAAGUGGAAAUGGAGAACUAUGGAAAGAGUAUGACAAAGAAGUACAUAAAAUACUAACCUCAAAAUCUUCAACAAAUGAAAAUAUUACUGUAGGACAAGAACGUGGGUUGGAGACAUUAAGGAAAGAUAUUAAGAAAUACCUCAAACACCCUCUGUCAUCAAAAUCUUUCACCAAGAAAAUGCAUACAAAGCAUGAUAUAUAUAGAUUUGCUACAAUCACAAUCAAUGUUCUGAAACUAAUGCAUGGUUGUACAUCAUCUGCCCCUCUGGAUGUGUUAGAAGAACUGCGAGAGAAGAAGAUAUUGACUGAAAGGGCAAAGACCGAUUUGCAAAUAAUGGUUUGUACAGUCAUUAACCUAAGACAUAUGGUAUAUGGCAGUUACAAGCAACAGAAAGAAUUGAUAUCCUUCCUUGAAAGUGAUAAUCUCAAUGGUGAACCAAAAGAGGUGAUGCCAGUGAGGAGUUUUACAGCCAUAAUAAGGUUCUACAUUACCUUCUUGCCAUGGUGCCGAUUUCUCCAGUCAAACAUGACUGUAAAAGGCAGCUGGUUAUAUUUAGACAGAUACAUUGAGGAAAGUCACGAAGUCAAGGGAGAGUUCUACAAAAACAUUUAUAUCUAUAAAUAUGCACUUACUGCAUACAAGGCAGAACUUGAAUCACUUCUUGAAAGCAAGGGUCAUGAGAGACAAAUAUUGAAAAUAAAGAAUGUAAUAGGUUCAUUAUAUGAGUCACAGGGCAAAUGCAAAGAGGCAUUGGAAUAUUACAAGGACAUCCUUAUCAUGUGUGAGAAAAAUGAAGAUAAAAGUGGGAUCGCCUUAUCACUAAAUAAUAUAGGAAACAUGCAUAAAAACCUGGGCAACCAUUACGAAGCACUAAUACAUCUUCAUGAAAGUCUAAAUAUUUAUAACAAGAUCCAUUACAGAGACAUUGCUAGAUCCCUAAAUAACUUAGGAAAUAUGUACUACACGCUUGGAGACCAAUGUGAAGCACUGAAAUAUCAUCAGGACAGUCUAGACAUGCGUAGAAAGAUAUAUCGAAACAAUGAGCAGCAACAUCCAGAUAUUGCCUCAUCACUUAAUAACAUAGGAAAUGUGUACAAAAAGCUUAGAGAGCUGCACAAAGCAUUAGAAUAUCAUAAAGAGAGUCUAGAUAUGCGUAGAAUGAUCUACAAAGAUAUAAAAAGACAACCUAAUAACCCAAGGAAACCUUUGCUAGACCAAGAUAGUUCACACCCAGAGAUUGCCAAUUCACUCUGCAACCUAGGAAAUGUACAUGCUAAAAUGGGAGAUUAUGAGAAAGCGUUGGAUUAUAAUAAGAAAAGUCUAGCAAUGCGUGUACAAAUCUAUCAAGAUUCUUCUCAUCAAAAAGAAACUGAGAAUGAUGGAUCGGAGGAAGCUGUGAAACUAAGUAGAGAGCUGUUCAUCUCCACAGAUUCAAUGCAUAGGCGGGAGUCACAAGCAUCUUGUCAAUCAAAUAUGAGCCUCGUCAAUGAAAAGAGCCCUCGUGGAGAGCUGACUAGUUCAUCAGAUACCAUCAAUUCCAUUAAUUUUAGGAAUGAGGAUGUAAAAACAAAAAGAGUCACUCCCCACCCAGAUGUUGCUUCCUCACUGUACAGCAUUGGAAAAGUGUAUGGUAAGAUGAGAUGGCAUACUAAAGCAAUGCAAUUCCAUGAAGUCAGCCUUGAUAUGAAAAGAUCGAUCCAUGAAAAUGACCUGAACACAGAUAUUGCGUCUUCAUUGUAUCGUAUAGGAGAUCUAUAUUGUGAGAUAGGAGAUCAAAAAUCCGCACUUGAACAUCAUCAGCAAAGUCUCGCAAUAAGAAAACAAAUCUACAAAGACCACCCCCACCUAGAUGUUGCUCGUUCACUGUACAGCAUAGGAUACGUAUAUUGUGAGAUGGAAGAUCUUUCCGAAGCACUUGAACAUCACACACAAUGUCUUUUGAUGAGAAAAAAAAUCCACUCAGACAAGCCCCAUCAUGAUACCUCUAAUUCCCUGUACCAAAUAGCUAGGGUGUAUAGUAUGAGUGAAGAUAAUGAUAAAGCACUGGAUAAACACAAGGAUUGUAUGGCAAUGAGGAAACAAAUACACAAAGAUAGUCCUCAACAUGCAGAUAUUGCUCAAUCACUGUACAUGAUAGGACUGGUAUACGAGAGGAUGGGAAAGGACACUGAAAAAUAUGGAUAUCAUCAAGAAAGUCUUGAAAUGACAAAAGAAAUCAACAGAAGCAGUGAAAUGCCAAAUCCAAAUGCUCUGCACAAGAUAGGUUACUUAUAUGCCCACAUGGGAUAUAACACAGAAGCAUUAACAAACUUUCAAAAAAGUCUAGAAAUAAGACCAAGCAAGAUAGACCCAGAUGCUGCAAGAACAAUGUUUAAUAUUGGAAGGGUGUACCGUAAAAUGGGAGAAAAAACCAAAGCCCUGAAAUACCACCAGGACAGUCUUCAAAUAAGAAGAGAAAUCUACCAACAAAGUUCCCACCAGGAUGUUUCUAGUUCACUGUACAAUAUAGGUAUCAUAUAUAGUGAAAUGGGAGAGAACACCAAAGCAUUGGAUUCUUUUCAGGAAAGUGUCAAAAUAAGAAAGCAACUCAAUCAAGAGCAAAAUUUAUUUGUUAGUACUCUGUACUACAUGGGCAUUGUACAUGAUAAGAUGGGAGAACACACAAAGGCAAAAGACUAUCAUCGUCAAGUCUUGGAAAUAUAUAAAGAGAUCCAUCAAGAUUGUCCCCAUCCAAAUAUUGCUAGAUCACUGUACAAACUUGGAAAUACAUAUGAUGAUCUUGAACAAGCGGUUAAGUAUCAUCAAGAUGGACUCGCAAUGUAUAAAAAAAUCCAUAAAGAUAGGCCUCAUCAAGAUGUUACUAGAUCACUGCGAAGUUUAGGCAAGGUGGAGGAAAACAAAGGGGAUUACAAACAAGCUUUGAAUUAUUAUCAUGAAAGUCUCGACAUGGCACUGCAAUAUGGUAGUGAUUGUCAUUCUGAUUACCAAGAAGCUUUAAAAUUGAUAGAUCAGUGCAACAAAAAAACUAAUAAAAUCAAAAUGCAAAAUGAUUCUAUCGCACCAAAGUUUGGAAGGUUGAAGGAUAGGAUUUUAAGGAAACAGAUGUAACUAAAUUGAAACAAAUACUGAUGUCUUGUAAUAUGUGCAGAUUAAUUCAUCAAGACUUUCUCCAUAAGUGCACAACAUACCAAUAGAAUUAGAAUACGUUCACAUUUGAUAAUAACCGUAAGCUGAUACUAGACCAAACUAGUACACUUUGAGUAUGAAAAAUCAUC
Messenger RNA from Owenia fusiformis, 3820 nucleotides. NCBI's taxonomy places the organism in Eukaryota, Metazoa, Annelida, Polychaeta, Sabellida, Oweniidae. The record is from the annotation of a GenBank genome assembly.